Chara braunii is the source of this 2845-nucleotide messenger RNA. The record is from the annotation of a GenBank genome assembly. Lineage: Eukaryota; Viridiplantae; Streptophyta; Charophyceae; Charales; Characeae.
ACGCCUCAAGUGCCGACAGCAAUAGUGGGGGGGUGGGAGCGAUAGAGCGUUCUUCCGUUCCCCUUCGUUCGACUAGCUAGCUGGAGCUGGGACGCUUGAGAGAGACGCUUGGAAUUGAAGAAGAGAGAUUCCCGAGAGAGGAGGAGGUUGCGGCGUCGGGCAGCUAUGGCGGCUUUUUCGUGUGGCGGCGGCGGCGGCGGCGGGAGGCGGGGCCUGUUCUCCACCUCUACGUUCCUGGUGGCUAUGGUCGUCGUCCUCCUCCUUCAACACCAUGCCAUGUCCGUCGAUGCUUAUGGUUUGGCCGAUUUCCUCGCUGCGUACAACAACCCCAACGUGUCUUAUCACGAGGUGAAGGCCGACAUCGCUCUCAAGGCCUCCCUCCCUGCCAUCGACAGAGCACUGACGCUGGUCGGCAAAGGCCCCAAGCCAAGCCGGCCUGUUGUCAUCGACGGGAGCUCAAAGUUCGCGGGAAUUGUCACGGAGGCGGACAUCAAGCUCGUCAACCUGGAGUUCCGAAACUUCCGCUCCGCUAGUGGCGGCGCGCUCUCCGCCAGCGGGGCCAACGCUGUCGUCGACCAGUGCAUUUUCCGCAACAACCGCGCCACCAGCGGGAAUGGCGGCGCGCUCGACUUCUCCGACACCGGUCUGACAAUCCGACGGUCGCAGUUCGUUCGCAAUCGCGCGUCGCGACAGGGCGGCGCCAUCUACACUUUCACCGACGACUUCGGGCGCAUCGAAGACUGCGUGUUCGACGGCAAUUCCGCGGCGGACGGCGGCGCCUUGGCCUUCCGACAGCAAAUCGGGAUCCGGGUCCGGAAGUCCACGUUCCGCAGUAACAGAGCGCGCCAACAAGGUGGCGCCAUAUACUUCAGCCGCGGAUUGUCGACGGUGUCGGACAACAAGUUCAUCAAGAAUGUGGCGGGAUCUUUCGGCGGCGCAUUCCGCUUUUUCGGCGAUGACCAGGGGGUCCUCACCAUCUGCCGAGGUAACUCCUACUCGGGCAACAAGGCGAAACCCGCCACGUCAAACAACGUGUAUCUUCUAGUCGUCAGCGGCGACCCCAACUUUCCCAACGUGUUUUACUGCGGAGCAUUGCCGCCGGCAACUCUGGUUAACGCCACAAAUGGCGGGAUCGCGACGAGCUGUCGAGACUGUUGAGGAGGUUUUGAAAUCCGGGAAAUCCUCAUUCAGCGGUGGCUAUUGAGGUUUUGAAUCCUUGUUCAGCGGUGCAAAAUGUGAGUCCUUUGUCGUUUCUUAGAGAGGAAAAGAAAGAGAGUGAGGGGGGGGUACUGAGACAGCAGUAGCACUUUCGAAGAUGUAUCUGGCUGAAGAGAGUGAGGACACACUCACACUUGGGACUUUUUUUUUGGAGAUGUAUGUGGCUGCAAUUAAGGCCAUACCUGCAUGAAUCUGACCGCAAUCACGUCGCGAGCCUCGUAAAAAGAAGUCCUAGUGUCAGUAUAGCCUAAGUGCUUCUGGCCAUUGGAUGGCGCGACAGUGCAUAAUAAUAUUAUGCUGAACACCGUUUAUGGCCAAGCGACGUUGCAGUCUGUAGUACCUGCAGUCGGGCCAGGCUCUUUAUCCUUCGUCUCUCUCUCUCUCUCUCUCUCUCUCUCUCUCUCUCUCUCUCUCUCUCUCUCUCUCUAUCUCGCGCGCGCGCGCGCGCGCGCGCGGGUAGGGUACGCUUUGCCUCCGGCUUACCAUGGAGCUGCCAUUAAGUUAGAAAGCUGCUGUUUAAAAAAAAAAAAAAGAGAAAAAAAAAAGAAAAGAAAGGUGCUGUUGAUCCAGUUUGUAAGACUAGGUAGUUGGAUUCUGUUGAGCCGUGAGGAGCUGUUUUCUUUUUCACUUCAAGAAAAAAGACAAGGAAUUGUGCGUGGUGCAUCGAACAUAGCCCUCCAUAAUUGGGAAGCAUUUCGAAUCUCGUCCGUCGGGUGGGAAGCCGGAGAGGCCGCUAAAGAUAGGUUGGGUGAUUCCGAACGCUCAGAGCGACAUGGACGAAUUGAAUGUGGAAAUGGUACUUGCUCGGGUAGCGGGAAUCGCCAUCAAGUACUGACUCUGGCGGGAAAAGCCAUCAAGUACUGACUUCGGCAGGAAUCGCAAUCAAGUACUGACUUUGGCGGGAAUUGCAAUCAUGUAUAUGAAUAAAAAUCCGACUAGGAAGAUUUCUUCAACUGCCGAAUCGGAUCUGAAGCUGUGGCUCCUUCCUGGUGAUGGGUCACCACCUUUCUCAUUCGGUCUCUCCCAUUCGGAAAAUAUUCUGCAACCUCUUACCGAGUCUUGAGUCUUACGCCUGUUUCAAAUGACCGGGUAGACCAAAAAAAAAAAAAAAAAAAAAAAAGACCAGGUAGGGGGGAUCAUGGCAUUUGGCACUGGAGUAAGGAACUGGUCGACUGCCAGACGCAGCGGCAUUUAUUGGCACUUCCCGUCCUUGCCUUUCUUUCUUCUGUUAAUUGAAUGCGAUAAUCCGAGGGUAUUAGGGUAAGUUUUAUUAUUAUUUUUUUUUUUACAAUUAGGAGUAGUGGUAGGUAGGUGGUGUGAGGUGAAAUUGAGAGAGGGGUAAGUUUCAAAAAUAGCGCGUCGCGGUAGUUUCACAGGGUGUUUCACUGCAAAAAUAUUGGCGGCCCCCAAGUUUUGUUGCAAAAAGUUAUCUUUCGUGGCAGCUUUAGCGCGUCCCGGUAGUUUCACUGCAUUAAAAAAAAAAAAUGCAGGCGGGGUCCCACUUUGCUUGCAAAAAUAGAUCUUGAAAUUGAGAGAAGAACAUAGCUUUUAAAGAAAAACAAAAAAAAAGAUCUUUCGGACCUGUAAAACAUUUCUGCUGCGAGAACGUUGUUAGCAUCUCCCUCGA